Aureococcus anophagefferens is the source of this 4617-nucleotide messenger RNA. RefSeq lists its product as hypothetical. The transcript has 8 exons. Gene Ontology annotation, biological process: protein modification process. The record is from RefSeq and is a predicted model, not a curated record. NCBI's taxonomy places the organism in Eukaryota, Pelagophyceae, Pelagomonadales, Pelagomonadaceae. The coding region runs from base 1 to 4617 and encodes 1538 amino acids.
AUGAAGCUCAUCGUGGCCGUCGCCGUCGCGUCGACCGCCAGCGCGUUCCUGCGCGCGUCCCCGGGCGCGGCGCCGCCUUCGCUGCGCGCCAAGAAGGACAAGGCCGCCGACGGCGACGCGGCGCCCGUCGAGGUCAACGCGCUCGGCAAGGGCUCCAUCGUCGAGUUCGAGUUCAACAAGCACACGUGCAUCGGCGUCGUCGACGCGCACAUGGUCAAGGCCAAGGGCGGCCUCCGCUACGACGUCGUCACCGCCGACGAGAAGGUCCACGCGGGCGUCGCGCCCAAGGACAUCCACUUCAGCGCGGCGCCGCUGCCCGGCGACAAGGGCGACAAGAGCCCCAUGAAGCGCAUCAAGGACUUCGAGGACGUGCUGGCGACGUCGGCGGCGCGCCUCGUCGACCCCGAGGUCCUCGAGAUCUGCUACGAGCUCGCGGCAGAGGAGGACGACGGCAAGGUCUUCCGCGUCAAGGAGAUCGCGAAGCUCUUCGACGAGGGCACGUCGCCCGUCGACCUCUACCGCACCUUCCGCAUCAUGACGUCCGAGCUCGGCCGCGUCUUCUUCAAAUCAGCAAAGGGCGAGGCGGCGGCCUUCAAGGCCAAGGCGCACAAGGCCGUCGACGCGGCCAAGGUCACGCUCUGCAACACGCACGGCGACGACUACGGCGAGUUCUGCCUCCCCGAGCUCUUCGCCAUCGGCCGCGCCGCCGACGACGCGACGGUCGCGCCGACGCCCGCGCCGCGCAACGCGACGGCGAAGCGGGCGAAGAAGCCGUCGAAGGCGCGCAACGGCACGCGCCGCGGGAAGCGCGGGCGCCGCGGCCGCCGGCGGACGCCCGCGCCGACGCCCGCGCCGACGGCGCGCCUCGCGGCCGCGACGUCGUUCCCCUUCAGCCGCGGCGAGCGCUUCGUGCGCCGCGGGAACGUCCAGCGGCCCGUGCGCGCGUCGAGCCGCAAGUUCCGCGCGGGCCCGCGGAAGGACCUCGAGAACUUCGUCGCGCCGCUCCUGCGGCGCAUGGGCCUGCUCGAGACCAAGGGCAUGGACUGGGACUGCUACGUGGGCCUCCAGUUCACGCCGGAGCACGAGCACAACUACCUCCUCGCGCCGGCGGGGAGCCUCGUGUCGUCGAUCCCCGGCCUCAAGGAGGUCCUCGGCGACAAGGAGGCGUUCGCGCGGCUCUGGCGCGGCUGCGCAUCGACGCGCUCGUCGACGUGGAUCGUCAAGCCCCAGCGGCGCUACCUGAGCCUGGGCAUGCACCUCGCGACCCUCCUCGAGGCCGACCUCGCGAGCGCGGGCGCCGUCGCGGCGUGGGCGACGCGCGAGACGCCGCUCGAGGAGAAGAAGCGCGAGCACCACACGAAGCAGCCGGGCGAGUUCACGAUGCAGCGCUACGUGACGCGGCCCGCGACGCUCGGCCGCCGCAAGUUCGACCUGCGGCUCUGGACCCUCGUCGCGUCGCUCGAGCCCCUCGCGGUCUACGUCCUCGACGUCGCGAAGAUCUCCGUCGUCGACUACGAGGGCUGGGGCCUGCCCCGCAACGCGAGUACGCUCCCGGCCAAGUGCAUGCACAUCCUCAUGAUGGCGAAUGAGUUCUGCCUCAAGCACAUGACGUUCCCGCGGCCGUGGCCCUACGACUACCCCGGCGUGACGCGGCCGGACCUCGGCGGCCUCCGCGGGGGGCGGAGCUUCUUCGAGGAGCUCCGGCUCGGCGAGGCGCCGCCCCUCGGCGGCGAGGCGGCCUGGGCGGCGUGGCAGGCCGAGCUCUGGCCCGCGCUCGAGCGGACCGCGCUCCUGCCGCUCCUCCUGGCCAAGGACGAGCUCCACGGCCACGAGGCGCGCGUCUACGGCGCGCGCGACGGCGAGCUCUCGCGGCGGUCGCGGCGCUUCGCGCUGUUGUCGCCCGACGCGCUCUGGGACGCGGACCUCGGCGGCUGGCGCCUCGAGGAGAUCAACACGAACGGCCUCUUCCAGCUCGGCGCGGACGAGGGCGAGGACGUGCGCACGUUCCACGUCGACGAGGGCUACACGGAGGCCUGGCUCCAGAUCGCCGGCGUCGACGGCUACCCGCACGCGCCGGCCUACGCCGCCGCGCUCGACGCGGCGCUCGACGACUUCUGCGCCGGCCGCGGCUGCGACGGCCGCGACCGCGAGGUCCUCGCGGCGGCCGCGCACGAGAACGCGCACGCGUCGAGCGGCUGGUACCGCGCGUGGCCGCCCGUGGACUGCGGCGACGCCUGCGGCGCGCGGCCGGACCUCGCGGACGACGCCGGCGUCAUGGCCCUCUUCGAGGGCUCCGCGACGCGCGCGGGCCGGCUCCACUUCGACUUCCUCCGGUCCCUCGACCGGGCCUACUUCGCGUCGCCCUCCGCGGCGCGGCCCGACGACGGCGACCGCGACGCGUUCCCCCGCUACGUGCCGCAGGAGCCGCCCGCGCACGAGUACCGCACGCCCCAGCCGGCUUUCGCCGCGAGGUCGACCAUGCGGUCGCCCGGCCGCGCGCCGACGACGCAGCCGUUGGGCCACUCGACGCGCACGACGUCGAGCGCGCGGCCCAGCAUCGUCGCCGGCUACGCCGCGUCGGGCCUGCUCUUCCGCCUGCGCACGGAGGAGCUCGCGACCGCCGCCGAGCGCCUGCGCUGGCUGCGGUGGACCGCCGCGCGCCUCGCGUGCUGCGGCGCGGCGCUGGCCCUGCGCGACGCGCCGGCGUUUCGCGCGGUCGUGCUCGUCGUCGGCGUUUUCGCCACCUAUGCCCACAACGCCCGGGGCCGGUCGCCGACGGCGCGGCGCGCGGCGCCGGGCACCGUCGCGCUCGUCACCGGCGCGACGGCGGGCAUCGGCCUGGCGACGGCCGUCGCGCUCUGCCGCCGCGGCGUCGACGUCGUCGUGCCCGGCCGGAGCCCCGAGCGGGCCGCCGCCGCGGCGGCGCGCAUCAACGCCGCCGCGCGCGGGCCCGGCCGCGCGCGCGCGCUCCCGGGCGCCGGCCUCGAGCUCGACGACCGCGCGUCCGUGCGCGGCUACGCGGCGGCCGCGGCGGCGGCCGCGCCGGACCUGGCGCUCCUCGUGCUCAACGCGGGCGUCAUGCGGCCGGCCUACGGCGUCGUCGGCGGCGGCGCCGAGGCCACCGUCGCGUCGAACCACCUCGGCCACUUCCUCCUCGCGGAGCUCCUGGGACCGACGCUCGCCGCGAACGCGGCGCGCGGCCGCGACUGCCGCGUCGUCGUCGUGAGCAGCAGCCUCCACCGCGUCGCGGCGCGGGCCCUGGACGCGCUGCCGGACGCCGCCGCGCGGCGCGCCGCGGUCGCCGACCUCCGGGGCGACGCGCGCGCGUACGGCCUCUUCCCGCGCUACGCGCUGUCCAAGCUCAUGAACGUGCUCCACGCGCGCGCCCUCGCGCGGCGGCGGCCGGCCGUCGCCGCCAUCGCCGUGCACCCGGGCUGCGUCUACACGGACGUCACGCGGAGCCUCCCGUGGCCCGUCCGCGCCGCCCACGCGCUCGCGGUGCCCUGCUGGCUCCUCUUCCAGAAGCUCCCGCCCCACGGCGCCCACGCCACGGUCCACGCGGCCCUCGCGCCCGAGCUCGCCGCGGCGGAGAACGCGGGGCGGAGCCCCUACGUCGCCGACUGCCGCGCGGAGGCGCCGGGCCUCCCGCGCGACGCGGACGCGCUCGCCGACGCGCUCUGGGACGCGAGCGCGGCCUACGCGGGGGCGGGCGACCGGCUAACAAUGGACCACAAGAAGAAGAAGAAGUCGACGAAGAUCUUCCCAGACGAUACCUCCGACUCGUCGUCCGAGGACGAGGCGUCGCCGGACACGCAGGAGUCGCGGCGCGACACGCAGGAGACGCGGCGCGCGUCGCUGCCGCGGCAACCCGCGAAGGCGUCGCCGUCGCCGCCGCGGGAGCCGCCGCGGCAACCCGCGAAGGCAUCGCCGUCGCCGCGGCACCCGCCGUCGCCGCCGAAGCGGGCCGCGCCGGCGUCGUCGGCGAAGAAAAAGAAGAAGCGCCUCGAGGUCGCGCCGUCCCGGCCGCGGACGAACGGCUGGGUCUGCAAACACUGCGGCGAGCCGCACGAGGGCGAGAAGGCGGCGCUGCCCAUGUGCUGCGGCUGCUGGAAAGCGCGCGCGCCGAGGGACGCGGCCGCGGCGCCGGCGCCGGCGACCGCGGCGCCGGCGACCGCGCCGGCGCCCGCGCGCGCCGCGGCGCCGCGGGAGCUGUCCGGCGCGGAGCGCGUCGCCGCGAACCGCGCGCGCCUCGAGGAGAGCGCGGAGCGGGGCCGCGCGGCGCUCGCGCUCCGGGAGGCGCGCGACGCCGCGGCGCGCGACGCCAAGGCUCGGGACGCGGCGCUCGCCGAGGCCGCCGCCGCCGCGGCGCUCGCCGAGGAGGCGCGGCGCGACCUGUCGCGGACGCGCGAGGAGCUCCUCGACAAGGAGGAGCUCGCGCAGGCCCUGGUCCAGUCGGAGAACAACAAGAUGUCCCAGCUCGACGAGCUCAAGGAGCGCGAGGCGGCCAUGGCGGAGAAGCUCGCGGCGCUCGAGGCGGAGAACAAGAAGCUCAAGGCCGCGCCGCCGAGGACGUCGCCGGGCAGCCGGCCCUUCGACUUCGGGUCCGCGGGGCUCUAA